UCCCCGGCCCAGGGCGCUGGGGCUGCCCUCCCCGUUUCGGAGCCGAGUUCCAGCUGGCUCCGUAAGGUCUCCGAGGGAUCUGGUCGGUUCCAGAGCCACGCGCAGCUCUCCUGGAAUCCCGCGUGGCCCUGACCAGGCACCCCGCCGCCCCUGCAGCCCACCCAGACCCGGAGCUCACCUCCAGGACCUGGAGCCCGCCCUCCUGCCCAGAAUGACUCACCAUUAUUUCUAGCUCAAGCGCGGAGACGUGAUGGGGAGCCGGGCUGCCUGUUUGUGUAGCUAGGAUUCCCUCACCAUCUAAUCAGCUCUGCAGGGGAGAGAGCUCCAGAUCCCUGCCUUGCCAGCCACGCUGUGCCGCUGGCUCUCAGGGAGCCCUCGGGGCUCUCCGGCAGGAGCCAGGCCCAUGCCCCGGCGCCUCCUGGGGCCGUCAGCAGCACCUUGAGCUCCCUGCCGCCAGGCAGCUGGAAGGCGUAGCGUGAGGCGCAUCUCUCAGUCCCAACUAUGACAGUGGCCACCGGAGACCCAGCGGACGAGGCUGCUGCCCUCCCCGGGCACCCCCAGGACACCUACGACCCAGAGGCCGACCACGAGUGCUGCGAGAGGGUGGUGAUCAACAUCUCGGGGCUGCGGUUUGAGACCCAGCUGAAGACCUUAGCUCAGUUCCCAGAGACCCUCUUAGGGGACCCGAAGAAGCGGAUGCGGUACUUCGACCCCCUCCGGAACGAGUACUUCUUCGACCGCAACCGGCCCAGCUUCGACGCCAUCCUGUACUACUACCAGUCCGGGGGCCGGCUGAGGCGGCCCGUGAACGUGCCCUUAGACAUCUUCUCGGAAGAGAUCCGGUUCUAUGAGCUGGGGGAAGAGGCGAUGGAGAUGUUUCGGGAAGACGAAGGCUACAUCAAAGAGGAGGAGCGGCCCCUGCCCGAAAACGAGUUUCAGAGGCAGGUGUGGCUGCUCUUCGAGUACCCGGAGAGCUCAGGGCCCGCCCGGAUCAUCGCCAUCGUGUCGGUCAUGGUGAUCCUGAUCUCCAUCGUCAGCUUCUGCCUGGAGACGCUGCCCAUCUUCCGGGACGAGAACGAGGACGUGCACGGCGGCGGGGUGGCCUUCCACACCUACGCCAACAGCACCGUCGGGUACCAGCAGUCCGCCUCCUUCACCGACCCCUUCUUCAUCGUGGAGACGCUCUGCAUCAUCUGGUUCUCCUUCGAGUUCCUGGUGCGCUUCUUCGCCUGCCCCAGCAAAGCCGGCUUCUUCACCAACAUCAUGAACAUCAUCGACAUCGUGGCCAUCAUCCCCUACUUCAUCACCCUGGGGACGGAGCUGGCCGAGAAGCCAGAGGACGCCCAGCAGGGCCAGCAGGCCAUGUCGCUGGCCAUCCUCCGCGUCAUCCGGCUGGUAAGAGUCUUUAGGAUUUUCAAGCUGUCCAGACACUCCAAAGGUCUCCAGAUCCUAGGUCAGACCCUCAAAGCCAGCAUGCGCGAGUUGGGCCUCCUGAUCUUCUUCCUCUUCAUCGGGGUCAUUCUGUUCUCUAGCGCUGUCUAUUUCGCUGAGGCCGAUGAACGAGACUCCCAGUUCCCCAGCAUCCCGGAUGCCUUCUGGUGGGCAGUGGUCUCCAUGACAACUGUAGGCUAUGGAGACAUGGUCCCGACCACCAUUGGGGGAAAGAUAGUGGGUUCCCUGUGCGCGAUUGCAGGUGUGUUAACCAUUGCCUUACCAGUCCCCGUCAUAGUGUCCAAUUUCAACUACUUCUACCACCGGGAGACAGAGGGAGAGGAGCAGGCCCAGUACUUGCAAGUGACCAGCUGUCCAAAGAUCCCGUCCUCCCCUGACCUAAAGAAAAGUAGAAGUGCCUCUACCAUUAGUAAGUCCGACUACAUGGAGAUCCAGGAGGGGGUCAACAACAGUAACGAGGACUUUAGAGAGGAGAACUUGAAAACGGCCAACUGCACCCUGGCCAACACAAACUAUGUGAAUAUCACCAAAAUGCUAACCGAUGUCUGACCGCAGCCUAGCCACACGCUCGCAGCUCUCAGUGGAACUAAACGCAGACACUGCGUAAGAGCCUGCACCGUAGUCAGUCCGUCCCACCGUGUGUCUCUGGUUCUGCAUGGAGAGCAGCAGUCGUGCCAGUGACUCUUGAACCUCCGAUUUUUUGAUUUAGAACACAGAAUAGCUAUCCCUGGCUCUCACGUGAACCCUCAUCACCGGUUGAGGGGUUUCCAAAGAUGGGGAGUCACCCGUGGAGCCAGGAUUUGAGGCCACCUCAUAGCACAUACGUAACCUGCCACGUGAGAUCCACCUUUCCUUCCUGAUUCGAUGCACGCAGCGCAGUGCCCAGCAGGUGCACCCCCAACCCCGCCCCUGCCCCCGCCCAUCUGAGUCCACCUGCACAGAGGAGAACCGCGGUAGCUUAGCUUUAAAGCGCUGGUAACUACUUGAGAGGUCGUCCCCGUGUUACGCUGAACAGAACGCAUGGUCCCAUGUGCUGGAAUUCCUGUCUCUGUCACAGGCUGGGGUCUGCGAAUCGCAGCUGCCAAGUGUGUGCUCCAGACAGAGGCUUGUGUUUCAUAACGGAAAAUGCUGCAUUUGAUUUUUUUUUUCCUCUGCAGUGUCGAUGAGAGGGAAGCCUGAGGGAGGGACAGUUAAGUGGGACUGAUGGGGAGUCGUCAAGUUUCACAUUUGCUCCCCCGGAGGCCUGUGGGGAGAAGCUAACAAACCCGGGGACCUCUCUGCUGCAGGUCUCAGAUCUCACCAUUCCCGCAGGCUUCAGGGUCCCAGAAGCAGGUCCCGCCGCUGUGUGGCACGGGGGUUCGCAGACAUCCGCUUGCCUAGCGCCGUGGGCCAGCCACUCUGACGCUGCAGUGACAUUUUCCAGUGAUGCAAUAGAGCUGCAUGGGUGUUUGCUGCAUGACUCUCAGUAUUUAACACACAGGAGAUAACCUAUUUUCUUAGUAGCCUAUACAGUAUCCACACGUAGAGUAUUAAAAGCCUAGGAAUGGCGUCGGACUAGGGUUUUUCCCCCAUCAGAAGAUGAAAGCCCUCAGUCAGGAGAAAAAAGAGGCUAUUUGGAAGGGGGGCCCAAGACUUCUGGCCCUCCAGCCCUCCCCAUACCUGUUCUUCCAGACGGGGGCACAGGCCUCUGCAAAGCCGGGAGAGUGGGCAGGGGAGGCAGCGCCGAAACACCUCACCGAGACUGCCCCUUAGGAGUUAACUGAGCCGCAGGCGUGACUGUGCAGCCGACCAGGGCGUCUGGUCCCGAGGAAGGCGGAUCUGUGGAUCCGAUGUAUAUAUCUCUAUAUAUAUCUAUAUAUAUCUAUAUAUAAAUAUAUAUCAAGCGUCUCCUUCCCAAGCUCCUCCACCUAGCAAGCUCUAGAGACCAUUGCAUUUGAACCUUGGAUAAGCUGAUGCAAUAUUUUUGACACAGGGCAACUGAUGCAUGUGCCGGACUAUGUGCACUAUCGUGUAUGUAUGUAUAUGUACACAUGUACGUGUGUGUACAUUUACAUGCACACACACUCACAUAUAUCUUCACUCGCUGGAGUUCAGGUUCAGGAGCAGACCCACUGCUUGGUGGGCUGGUUAUCUAAGAGGCCUCCCGGGUUCAUCGACCUCGCCGGUAACCCCCCCGGGCCUGGGUGUGCUGCCGUCGCCUCAGGCGCUCCGGUCUCCACGGACUCUCAGACGUUAGAAUUGUCUUCUGCCCUCCACGUGCUGCAGCCUCAGUCCCCGCGGCUGAGGCUUGUCUUACCGAGCGCACGAGGGCCCCCCCGGCCCUCGCGGCUCCUGCUGUCCUGGGCCAGCCCGGCCCCGGGCCUCCCCUCCAGUCCCUUGUGGUAACCAUCUCCCCCACCUCCGUCCCUACCGUGUUAGGUUUUCAUUGUCAUUGGCUCCGCAUCGGUCACCUUCAGGAACCUACCCCUAGAGGGCUCGAGUGGAUCACCUGCCUUGAAACCAAGGUCACCAGCGAGGAGGGCUCCUGGGCACCCGAUCCCACAGGCCUGGACUUAAAGGGAUCCUCCUCCCCUACGGGGAGACUUCCAAAGCCCAGGACCAGUGGGGCGGAGUCCCCGGAUGACCCGUAGGCGUGAUUUUGAUGGACAGGCUCAGACUCGCUCCCCACUAGAUUGGCAACCGGAGCUGCUUCAGCAACCUGAAGGAUGGGUAGAGAAGGGGUCCCCACCCCCGGAAGAGGUUGAGCAUGGCUGAGCUCCACACAGCCUGCAGGUCGAGUGCGGGCUGGCCCUAGAAGGGGGUGCGGUGGGGGGGCUUUGCUGCUCAUCCCGGCUUCUUUGCCUUUCAGUGUAACAGCGGAAGUUCCCCAGACACAGGGAGCUGUGUGGUCGGGCUGCCCAACUGCAGCGGCCCCGGCCCCAGCCUUACUGUCGGCUGUUUAGCACCUACAGUUACCUUGGGGGUGGGGCACCAGCUCAGGGUGCUAGGCCCAGGGUGCUCAUUAGUUCCUGGUCACCCACAUCCCCAGGUGUCUGCAGGGUAUCCCAGGCCCAGUGCAAAGCGUCUGUGCUUCUCUUCCUCUCCUCAUGGGAGGUGGUGCUGCAUUGCCAAGACAUGGGGCAGGAGGGACCCAACCCCUACCUGAGGCCUAGGUCAAGGGUGGAGACUUUAUCCCCACGUCCAUGGCCUGCCACUCUAAAGUGUUCACACUCAUAGACACACCUGCAUGCACACCCACCACAAAGAGUUACACCGUUGCCACAUACACAGAAACAAAACAUGCAACACACAUGCACAACACAGAGACCAAAUUAAUGAGAAGGGCAUACACAGAACAUAUGUGGCCAUACCCAUGUCCAAGUUAUGUGUUCCCAGCAUGGACACAGAGUAGAUUCACUAAUACAGAACAUAGACAAAGGCCUGCACACACCAAGUCAAAGGUGUGACCUGCAACCCAGGUGUGGCAAACACAAGCUACGUGAGCGCAGUGAGUCUGCCUACGGAACACAGGAAGGGCAACUUGCCCUUGUUUCUGCAUGCAGAACACACACAAACUCGGUUUACACACACGUCACGUUCACCGUACAAGGCACUCGAGAUGCAGCAUGCACAACCGAGGACACACAAUACACACAGAAUGUAUACACACACUCAGAUCCACGGCUCUGCCCCCAGACCUACAAAUGAAUAGGCACAAACAGAAGAUCAGAUUUAUUCCUUUUAAGAUUUUAUUUAUUCAUUUUUUAGAGAGAGGGGAAGAGAGAGAGGGAGAGAACCAUCAAUGUGUGGUUGCCUCUCGCUCGCCCCCUACUGGGACCUGGAUUGCAACCCAGGCCAGUGCCCUGACUGGGAAUCGAACUGGCGACCCUUUGGUUUGCAGGCUGGUGCUCAGUCCACUGAGCCACAGCAGCCAGGGCAGAAGAUCAGAUUUAAACAUCUUUCCCUAGCCUGCAUGUAUACCCCUCAGUAUCCUUCAGGAAAUUUCUUUUUCUAGUCUCUUCUCUCCCUCCCUCACACACCCCCAAGAAGAUUUAAAUCAUUUAAAUCAAUCCCCAAGAUUUAAAGCAGAAAGACAGGCCACCCAUUAUCAAGAAGAUCUCUGAUUCAAACUGGGAAUCGCAUGAGGUCUCUACUUACUCACCUCCCUCCCACCAGAAACCCGGGUGCAGAGUGUGGAAGGAAGGACCUGGGACAGCUAGUGGCCUAUUAAUACACCUCCUCGCCACCUGCCUUCCCUCAAAGCCAGUCCACGCAGAGGGCUCAGUAGCCUCGUCUCCCCAGCUCCCAGCCCCUGGGGUCUCUCCAUUCCAUUCGGUUAAAAGCACUGAUGGUUCAAGAAACUGCAGAGUCCUGGGCCCAGAACCACAGCGAAGAUGCCCCAACAUGCCCUCAGUCCACAGACCUUAUUGCCCCUCCAGCCCCACGGCUUUGUGGGGACCCAGUCAGAAAGUUGGACUGAAGACAGAUUUACCUCUUAAACGAGCCCCUUUCACCUGCUCGUGGCAUCUCACUUGCCCAUGGGCAUGAGCCCCAUGGGGUCAACUCCCGAGUCCCCCCUGGGGGGUGUUCCACCCUAGGCAUGCCCCUGCCCCCCACUGGGCUCCACGCGGGUGCCCUGCCCCCCAUCCAAUCGCUGCACCUCGAGGAAACACACACCAGUCCAGCUUAAGUAAAACACGGUUAGAGACGCGAUCCUAACGCUACGCAAGCAAACGACACCAGGUUUUAAAGGGUCUGGUUUUGGUCCUAUCUUCCAAGGCCUGAUACAAGUGCUUUGUGAGACGACUCGCUGUUUUGGGUUGCCCACGGAGCCGGGCCUUCCCACCAGGAGCACUAGCUGGGCCCUUGGGCAAAGGCUUCCCCUCAAAUGGAGGUUGGGGUUUGAGGUCAGGUGUCAGGGCAGGUAUCACGGUCCGGACCCCUGCAGGCGUGUCCCAGCCCCCUCUCGGCAGCCACAGCUCCGGGUCUCCAUGGCGGAAAGCAGCAACAGCAGGGGCCAGGGGAGUGGGCCCUGAUUUGCACGUUCAGUGCACCGUGCUGGCCUUCCCAGUGCUUCCAAGUCAAGAUCGCAAUCUUCCCUUUAGCUUCAGCAGUGCCUCCGCAGGGGCAGCCUUUCAGGAAGGCUGGCGUUCUCAGGAGGCUGAAGGGAAGGAAGGCCAGGAAAGGUGGGCAGGUCGUCAGGAAGAGAGGGCGACCGAGCGGGUCAGAGUUUGGAGUAGGCUCUUCAGGAGCCAAGAUGGAAUGAAGGACAGGGCUAAGGCUUGGAGCUUCCAUAGUGUUUGAUGCUCUCUCCUCCCCACUCUCGGCUGCCGCCCCCUGCCCCCUCAGCUGGGCUCCUGAGGACGGAGGAGGAGUAUCGCCAGGAAUUGAGCCUUGUCAAAGGGGCCCCAAGGGAGUGUGUCUCCGGCCACCAUCAGCCCGUGGGGAGAGGCCUCCCGUGACAGCAGAGCCGGCUGGAGUCCCCGGCCCGGAGGCCCUGUACGGGGAGCGCUGCAGGACUUGCUCGUCCUGUCCUCUCAGGAUCUGUCACCCCACCACGGUGAGGUCUUUGGCCACCCGACUUCCUCCUGGUCUGCCGUAAACAUCAGGGCCGACCCAUGUGCAGAGUCUCGGGCCAGGGGGUUCAGUGCUGCCCACGGUCACAGGGAAGAGAGGUGGGAGCUGCCUUCUACAAAGGAAACUAGAGGACACUCAGCAAAUGCCACAGCAGGUGACACGGCACCCCCCAUGUUGGGCAGGAAGAGCACAGAGCUUUGAACUGUGAACCCCAGAGGGGAUGGGGACUC
Molecule: messenger RNA, 7238 nt
Organism: Phyllostomus hastatus (greater spear-nosed bat)
Lineage: Eukaryota; Metazoa; Chordata; Mammalia; Chiroptera; Phyllostomidae
Gene: KCNA2
Product: potassium voltage-gated channel subfamily A member 2
Exons: 3
Coding region: 502-2001 (499 amino acids)
Biological process (GO): potassium ion transmembrane transport; protein homooligomerization
Cellular component (GO): voltage-gated potassium channel complex; juxtaparanode region of axon; axon terminus
Molecular function (GO): protein binding; delayed rectifier potassium channel activity
Source: RefSeq, a predicted model, not a curated record